Molecule: messenger RNA, 1041 nt
Organism: Solanum lycopersicum (tomato)
Lineage: Eukaryota; Viridiplantae; Streptophyta; Magnoliopsida; Solanales; Solanaceae
Product: transcription factor TCP18-like
Cellular component (GO): nucleus
Molecular function (GO): sequence-specific DNA binding; DNA-binding transcription factor activity
Source: RefSeq, marked validated
GCCUCUUUUUAUUUAUUUAUUACUAUAACCUGCAAGGUAGACCCAUCUAGUUUCCAUUGAUGGAUCCCAAACAGGCUAACCACAACAAUAUUAAGCCUACUCAUGAUCAGAUAAAAGAGUUGCAGAUUUUGAAAAAUGAUGAAACGAACAAGGUGGCUGCUCCCAAAAGAAAAGAUAGGCAUACAAAAGUUGAAGGUAGAGGGAGGAGAAUACGUAUGCCGGCGCUCUGUGCAGCAAGAAUCUUCCAGCUUACGCGCGAAUUGGGUCAUAAAUCUGAUGGUGAGACAAUUCAGUGGCUGCUGCAGCAAGCCGAGCCUUCGAUUAUUGCUGCUACUGGCACAGGGACAAUACCUGCCUCGGCUUUAGCUGCAGCAGCCUCUGUUUCUCAACAGGGGAUCUCUGUAUCAGCUGGUUUAAUGAUUGAAUCGGGGGCGAAUAUCGCGGGGUCUGGUAGCAGUAGAAGUAGUAAUAGUAGGACCAAUUGGCCAAUGAUCUGUGGGAAUUUUGGAAGACCCCAUUUGGCUACAGCAGGAAUGUGGCCUGCCCCUGCCCCUGUUGUCACUAGUUUUGGGUUUCAAUCCUCAUCUGCUCCAUCAAGCGCGAGUUUAGGUAGUGAUAGUUCAAAUUAUUACUUACAGAAAAUUGGGUUUCCUGGAUUUGAUCUGCCUGCAGCUACAAGUAUGAAUCCGAUGUGUUUUACUUCAAUUCUUGGUGGAAGUAAUCAGCAACUGCCAGGAUUGGAACUGGGAUUAUCUCAAGAGGGUCAUUUAGGGGUUUUGAACCAGAUAUACCAGCAGGCAAGAAUGCAACAUCCGCAGCAGCAACAUCAACAACAACAACAAUCUCCGGAGGAGGAUUCUCAAGGAUCAGGACAUUAAUAAAAGACCUGAGUUAGGUUCUUUUUGGUGAAUGAUUUUUCAUUUGUUAGGAUGUGUAUUGAUUAUAAGUUAAAAGUCAUUCAUUCGCCCUUUAUAUAUGAGUGGUGUGCUUAUAUCUUGUUUGCUGAAAUAGACAUGGUAAUCACAAAUACAUUUUGUACUA